Paramuricea clavata is the source of this 1448-nucleotide messenger RNA. The record is from the annotation of a GenBank genome assembly. NCBI's taxonomy places the organism in Eukaryota, Metazoa, Cnidaria, Anthozoa, Malacalcyonacea, Plexauridae.
UUUUCUUCCGACUCUUCAAGUGAUCCUGAUCAGGAUGAAGAACAGAGAGACUCCGAAGAUGAAUGCUGGUCUGACAUACCAGAAGAUGUUCUCAACCAUGACAUAUUGUCUCCUCCAGCCCUUCCUGAUCUAGAGAGAAAGAAAAGCAUGUUGCAUUCAUUCCAUUCCUUGUUACAGUGGCUUCUGUAUUUUUUGCUCAUUUGGCAGAGCAUUUGUCACAUAAGUGAUAAUGGUCUGGCUUGGCUACUCAAGUUUCUCUUCCAGUUAUUGCGGGUUCUGAAUGUACAAUUUUCAGAUUACGCUAUUGAAAGCCUCGUUGCAGCAUUUCCAACGUCUAUAUACAUGGUGAGGCAGUAUCUCAAACUAGACAGAGAUGAUUUUGCCAAGUAUGUUGUUUGCCGAAAAUGUUACAAGUGCUAUGAGUAUGGAGAAUGUCUAUCUGAAAUAAAUGGUAAACAUGUUGCAAAACGAUGUUCCAACAAGCUUUAUUCAAGAGGAAAGGAACAUUUGUGCAACAGUCAAUUGGUAAAGAAAGUAAUGCUCAAAGACAAUGUUACCAAGUUUUAUCCACUGCAUUAUUACAGUUUUAACAGUGUAAUAAAUGCACUUAAAAAACUCAUUAACAUUUCAUGAAGAAAACACAGAAAGCAUGUUGUGUCUGUAUAUGUGAUACAGAUUCAUGUUGAUUUACAUAAACUUUAACAUUGAUUUUCUCGGCUUAGACAAAAUUUAUUUUUAAAAUUACUUCACCAAUGAACUCACAAGAUGAGUCGUUUUUUAAGUUGUUUACAACAUUUGCGUCCGUGUUGUAUCUGAUAUACAAACUCUCGCCUUCAGCUCGAGUUUGUAUAUCCGAUACAACACAGCCGCUCAUGCUGUAAACAUUACUCGAACGGCUUGUCACGAAACCUGGUUUUCCACAAAAAUGUGACGAAUCGAGGGAAGAUGCAACAUCAGAGAAUCUGGAUGGUAUUAUGACUGAUGUUUACCAGGGUAAAUUAUGGAAAGAUUUUGCAAAAUUUAAAAAUAAAGAUUUUUUGAAUUUACCAAGGAACUAUGGCCUCAUGCUAAAUUUUGAUUAUUUCCAAUCAAUGAAGCACGGAAAUGAUUAUUCUGUUGGCGUUCUGUAUUUGGUGGUUCUCAACUUACCUCUUGGUGAGAGAUUCAAAUGGGAAAAUGUUAUUGUUGUGGGUAUAAUUCCGAACAUGGAUCAAGAACCCAAAUCCCUGAACGAGUUUCUAAGACCACUUGUUGAUGAGUUAAAGGUUUUGUGGAAAGUAGUAUGCCUUGCCUCUGAUUUCAGCACUAUCCCACUACUGUUUCGCGCUGCCUUAUUAUGUACAUCUUGUGAUAUUCCUGCGUCAAGAAAGUUAUGUGGCUUAAAAGGACACUCCGCAUUUUCGUGGCUCAUUUGGCAAGAAACAGGAUUAUUCUGGUUUUCACCAUGA